AAAUAUGCUCAAGACAACUGUGGCAUUCAUCGUGGCCUGGGUGAGCUUGCUGUCCCUAACGGAUGGUAAGGCGGUACUGGAGGUGACACCCAAUCCAGGGGCAAUCUAUCACGGGGCCGAGCCAGGGGAGCCCGUACUGAGGGUGACGGCCUAUGAUAACGUCACUGAUGACGCCACUGUCGGACUGUCGGAGACUAACGAUGCUAGUUAUUUCGAGCUCGUGCAGCAGCCGCGUCAACCGAAGGAAUUCGCGUUAAACGUCAAGCUGAAGAUUGACAAGCCCGUCGGUUAUGUGUUCAAAUUUGUAGUUUACAUAAUGCAUGACAGUAUUUUAGACCAAACGAUAGUUAUAAACGUUACUGAAAAGAAUGCGUUCACGCCGACGUUUGAUCGACCGGAGUACACGUUUAUCGCGUUACGUAAUGGCGCCGUGGAGAAUCUGGCGGAGAUAGGAACCGUACACGCAUCCGACGCCGACGAGAAAUCGUACAAUAACCUGGUAAAUUAUCACAUUCUUGACUCAAAGGCCGGUCGAUACAUCGACAUCGGGGUGGAGACGGGGAUGCUCGAGCUCAUUGACGUACUUCCGGCGGACAGGACGAACAUAACGUUUAACGUAACGGCUAUUGACGGCGGGUCCCCGCAGAAGCUGAGCUCAGUGCGCGUGGUUGUUCGCAUCUCUGACUUAAAACCGCCGGACACGUUCUGCGUGGCAGUGGACGAGCACGAUGCGCGCGUCUGCUGGAAGGACCCCACGAACGGAAGUUACGUCAUGAAGUACGAGCUGACCUUGCAAAUGGAUAACGAGAACGCCACACAAACCGAAGUGAAGGUUGACGGUGUCCAGGACGAGACUUGCACCGUGGUUCCCGGCGAACAGCUGGGUAAAAACUACACGUUUACUGUUCGGAUAUUCAACGCUCUCGAGGAGAGCCCGGAAAGUUUGCAGCGUAAGGUGCGGAUCGCGAAAAAAGGCAUGUAUGGCGACUGCACACACUUCACCAGUUGCAGCAUCCUCCAGCCGUGCAAAAAUGGCGGCGAGUGUCUCGUGGCGGCGAAUAACUCCUACACGUGCAACUGCUCGCGGGGGUUCGGCGGAAUGAACUGCACGGGCGUAGACCACUGCGCAACCGACCAUUGUAAGAACGGGGGAACGUGUACGCCCAGCGGGAACGGGACCUUUACGUGUCAGUGUCCGGCGGACUACGUAGGCACACACUGUGAAAUUAUUGGCAUGCAAGAUAUUGAGGCCUCCGAUGACUUCAAUCCGUGUUUUUCGUCGCCUUGUGAUGAGGCCUCCGAUGACUUCAAUCCAUGUUUUUCGUCGCCUUGUGAUGAGGCCUCCGAUGACUUUAAUCCAUGUUUUUCGUCGCCUUGUGAUAACAAUGGGACAUGCCUACCUAAUAGCACAGGUUUCCGUUGCCAGUGCGGGAUUGGUUUUGGAGGAACUCAUUGUCAAAACAAAUUGUGCGCGAACCAAACUUGUUGGAACAACGCUUCCUGUUAUGUGAUAAAUGGCGAUGCAUGGCGUCCACAGUGCGAGUGCCCGAAACUAUUUUACGGCGAAAAUUGUGAAUUCUUAAACUUCUGUAUGCUGGAUGAUUUUUGCCAUCUUGGAGUGAACUGUAAUGAAAGUCAUAAGCUGCAAGGGAUGGUUGAUAUAAAUUUAAAAAUAGAUAAUAACUCUGAAUCGUUGACAAAUGUCACGGUAAAAAAUCUACCCAAUUGCGUCUGCGGUAAUGGUUCCAAUGGUCGCCAGUGCGAGAUUCUGUCCCCGUGCGCACUCAACCCAUGUGGGAGUGGCAAGUGCGUGCCCGAUGGUCAAGGACACGUGUGUACUUGCCUGGACAAAACCCAAAGGAUUAACUGCGACCCGGUUAACUGUUCGGUGGACCCGAACUACUACGAUAAAACCGGACGUUACGUGUGGCCGGAGACGGCGGUAGGGCAGGUAGCACAAGUCAAAUGCCGUCUGGGAGCCAAGAACAUCCGUAGCUUUGGUUAUGCCGUGCGGAACUGCACCGUGCGGACAGACGGAACUCCCGUCUGGGAGACACCUAUCACCGACGUGUGUAUCGAGUUCAACCCGGAUGCGGUGAGUGCGAACCUGCGUAGCCUAGCAGCGCUGACGAGGGACGCUUCCGGUCUGCACAGUGACGAGAUCGCCAACAUCACGACGCUACUGGAAGAGUUCUUCUACUUCUCUGUCGAGAACCACGAGAUCGCGGUCGAGAUGACUAUGGUGGUGGGUAACCUACUGACUGCCAACGAAUCGGUGAUCAUAGAGAGUAACUCGCGCAACCACUCGAGCGAGAGGUUGCUGUGGCUUCUAGAUGAGUACGUCUCGAAAGUUGCAACCGACUCGUCUGUUACGAUAGAGACUGAAAACAUCAACCUUCAAGUUGUGAACCACACGAGACCCGACCUGGGAUUCACAUAUUCUCCGAAACUUACCGAAUCUGAUCGACUGACUUCAAGUGGAAUAAGUUUGAUUCUACCAUCUGAGGCUCUGACGUCAUCAACCGGAAAUUCCAGAAUUCAACUUAUGACCUUCCGGUCGUCCUCUUUUUUCAUUCCCCUAGCGGAAGUACCGCCGCAGGACGUUGUGUUACGUCAGAGGGUGGUUUCAGCCGUCAUCAAUGGGCGGAAAAUCACAAACCUGAGCACGCCCGUCGAAAUAAAGAUUCAAAAUAUACAGGAUGGCGAAAACCAUACGUGCGUGUACUGGGAUGAAAGGAAGCGCGCCUGGUCGACAGAGGGCAUGGUGACCUUCAGUCAGCAAGGCAAUCAGACACACUGCCUGUCCCACCAUCUCACCAGCUUCGCCAUCCUUCUGGACCCAUCCCCGGACGUGUCACUGAACGACCACGAGCGGAUCCUAACCUACAUUUCGUACAUAGGCUGCGGAAUCUCCAUCCUGGGCCUCACCUUGACACUGAUUUCAUAUUCCCUCUUCCGGUGCCUAAACAGAGAAAAGUCAGGGAAAAUCUUGAUGAACCUUAGUACGUCGAUGCUGAUAAUGAACGUCGUCUUUGUGGUCGGCUCCGAGUCGUCACUGUCCCUAUCCGGCGAUGUCGUCUGCAAAGCUGUCGCCAUAUUGCUUCACUAUUUCCUCUUGAGCACGAUCGCCUGGAUGCUUGUCGAAGCGAUCAACAUGUAUCAGGCGCUCAUAACCGUAUUUGCGAAAUACUCGGGAUUCUUCAUGUUGAAGAGAUGCUUCUUUGCAUGGGGUGCGCCUGCGCUGAUAGUGAUAAUCACGGCCGCAGUUGACAUAGACAACUACAAGACAUCCACAUCGCUGUGCUUCCUGUCGCAAGGCAACCAGGUAGCGUUCUUCGUAGCGCUCCUUAGUCCCGCGUGCCUGGUGCUGCUCAUCAACUUCGCCAUCUUCAUCAUGGUGUCACGUGUUAUAUUGCGUCCAAAGUUCAAAGGUCAGGUGAACGCAAGUAGCGACUCGCUGAACCCCGCGCAGAUCCGGGGCGCGUUCACCGUGAUGACGUUGCUCGGAGUGACCUGGGUGUUUGGUCCCCUGGCAAUCAACGAGGCGAAGCUGGUUAUAAAUUAUUUGUUCACCAUCCUGAACUCUCUUCAAGGGUUCUUGAUUUUCGUGUUCCGCUGUUGCUUUAAUCCGGAAGUGCGUAUGUCUUGGGUCUUGCUGGUAAAAACUGGUAAAUUCAAGCGUCGGAAGGGGCCAUUGUCGGCAUACACGUCCGAUACCUCGUCGAAGGUUGAUAGCGGUAAGAUGAACGGAAGUUACGCCGAUGCGGUGAAGCCUAACAUGUUUAACAGUCUGGGAAAGCCAAAGCAUACGCUGAACAACGAUAAAAACCUCGAUACCAAAAACACCAAAAAUACAAAUCUUCAAUCCAAGACCUCCAAAGAUAUCCCCGAUUAUUACGAUGACUUCAAACAGUACAAUGGCGACAAGGGUCGCAACUCGAGCAUGUCUACACAGAGUUCACGACUUUAUAACCGAAACAGUGACCAAAACGAUCGGAUGGAUCACGGACUAAGAAAUAGUGGCUUUUAUCCGAGAAACGGGCACCGUCUAAGUGAAAGUAGUUCAAGAGAUGACAACGUUGUGCGCAGUCGCUCGGAGCUUGAUCUUCGUUAUAGUGGACGCUGGGAAAGCGGAAGUGACUAUAAUAGAAACAGUAGCGACCAUGGAAGCAACGGUUUGGUAACCAUAUACACUGGGAAAUACAACGAGGCGCACAGAAGUUCUGGGUUUUUGGCUUCACGUUUGGAUGAGUUUACUCGGUUGUAAUUCGUCGGUUAAAUACAACACGCGUUGACACUGUAAAAGACUUUGUAAGAUGUGUCUUUCUUUUUCGAGUGCGCUGGUAUUACUCUUUUUAUUAUUUUGGCUAUCCAAUUGUUCAGAAAUACAUUCAAUUAUUGCAUGUUACACAUUUCUUUCAGUGUGUGUAGAACAUUGAUUUGUUGCGUCGUUCGCGGGUUUGUAUUUCUUAAAAUAUUCAGGAUCAUGUUUAUAGUUGUAUCACCUAUACCCAAUAUGCGUUGUAAUUGUUAUUACAAAAUAAGGCUAUAUAUGUCUGCCAGAGCAAUGUUAAGUAAAAAGAAAAUAAAUAAUAAAUGUACAAUUGCCAAUUAAUGUUUUAAAAUAUGUUCAAGAAUAAUUUAUUUUCCCCUAUAAAAAUAAUUGUGUGUUUGUUAUAUCAAAAUUCAAACAUCUGUUAAGAUAGCUUUACAACAAAAAAUGCAUGCCUGGUAUAUCAUUGUAUUAAUAAAACCGUUAGAUUUGUAGCUGUGUAAAAAUAUUGCAAAGUUUAUAGCAGAUAUACAUGCAGUUAAGUAUAGCAGCAUGAUCGUAAACUCUAUGUUGAUGUAUACUAAUAUGUAAUUAAUUUGUUAUAUACAUGUAUGUGCAUUAUUACAUUUUUCUGCGUUCAUUUUUGUCGUUUGUCAGCCCAUCCAUGUCAUUUUGUAAACAUUUUUAGUUUUUAAGUUUUGUUAAGGCCAUAGCAAUUUAUGUUAUAACAAAACUUAUGAAUAUGUGUAAACCUUUUUUUUAUUAUUUUUCCUUAGAUGCGAUGUUAAAAUGCAUAUAUCUGUUUUAUUUAACCACCUGAUAUAUAAUUAUACGUGGGCAAUAUUACAUUUAAAUAAACCUUAACAAGUUCCCUUUCUUUUGUAAACAGAAUGUUGUUGCUAUAUAUGUUUAUUAAUUUAAAAUUGUAAUUUUAUUUGGAUUGAUUUCAUUUUAUACGUGUGUAAGCGCAGGGUCCGAAUUCAGAAAGCUCCUUAAAAUUUGAACUCAAUUAUCUGUUAUUCACAUAACUUUUCGUUUCCAUCAAUGUUUGAUUGUUUAGAAAGUAAGUACCGGUGCGUAUGCUAAAAUGUUUAUCACUAUUAACCCAUUUAUGCCUAGUGGACUGUCCCAUCCUUCUAAAUUGGAUCAAUUAAUUUCAAAAAUUAGGAAUGUCUAGUAUAUUUAUUUCUAUAUUUAGAAUAUUUCUUACAGAAAUUCCUUUAAGCAAACAGCGCAGAUCCUGAUGAGCCGCAUCAUGCGGCGUCUCAUCUGGGUCUACACUGCUUGCCAGGGCCUUUUUUCUAGACGCUAGGCAUCAAUGGGUUAAGCCAUAUUGUAACGGAACGGAUGAAACUACACAAACCAUGAUAUGAUCUCAAAUUUCCAUGGACGUUCGCAUGUUCAAAGUAAAAUUUAAAAAAAGUAAAGUUUCACAUGCAUUUAAAGGGUCAUGUUUCACAUGCAUUGGCAUAGUUCUGUCUACAAUGCAAUACAUCAUUAUGUUUAUAAACUAUAAACAUGUAUUAAUUUUACGUUGUUCUCUACAUUGCAUUUUUUUCUUUAUUGUUUACGUCGCUAUCACAAUCUACGUCGUUUUACGUUUGUGUAUGACGGAUAUUUCAUUUUAAGUUCUGUAUUUGCAUCUUAAUACAUCCAAACAUUAGUAAAUCAGGUCAUGGUCAUUUGUUUUAUUGUUUGUUUGUAGGACUGUUUAUUUCCAAUAUCAUCUUCGUAGAUUCAUAAUUUGUAGCCGUUGUUUUCAGGCACGUAUUUUCAGAAAGCUCCAUUAGGAACACUAAAAGGCAAUUUCAUUAAAUUGACUUGGUAAAAUUCAGUUGGCAACUUAUUCUUUGACGUGCAUGUCAUUUUGCAUGAAACUAUUCCAUACACGUAUAUAUUGCUUAAAUGACAUAACGUUUGUUUGUACAUAUCUUAUUGUUUCACGAUAGAAUAUCGAACAUUAAAAUGUCGUUCAGUCAAUCGUUAGGUUUGAUUUGCCCAAGAAGCUUUCUAAACACGACCACAUCAUUUUUUAAACACCAUUUCCACGUUGCCAUGUUAUUUAUUUUUAUUUGUUUUGCAUUUGAAAUUUAAAAAUUUAAAAAUCUACAUUUUGGUUUCGUUUUAUCGAUGUAUUGAUGCUGUUUGAUUCAUUUUGUCAUAUUUUAGUAUGUGGACGUAUUUUUUGGAAUUAAAAAGCGGACUUUGCGAGUUUUGUUUUUAUUCAAUUGCUGAUGCGAAACUUUUUUUUUGCUGUCAUCCAUUGUACAGUAUUAUUUUUUGGAAUAAAUAAUACAAUUAUU
This is a messenger RNA of Dreissena polymorpha, 6576 nucleotides long. Its product is annotated as adhesion G protein-coupled receptor B1-like. The record is from RefSeq and is a predicted model, not a curated record. Bases 5 to 4267 code for a protein of 1420 amino acids. Gene Ontology annotation, biological process: G protein-coupled receptor signaling pathway; cell surface receptor signaling pathway; homophilic cell-cell adhesion. Gene Ontology annotation, cellular component: membrane. Gene Ontology annotation, molecular function: G protein-coupled receptor activity; protein binding; calcium ion binding. The transcript has 18 exons. NCBI's taxonomy places the organism in Eukaryota, Metazoa, Mollusca, Bivalvia, Myida, Dreissenidae.